Messenger RNA from Pollicipes pollicipes, 6203 nucleotides. Its product is annotated as sortilin-related receptor. Gene Ontology annotation, cellular component: apical plasma membrane; signaling receptor complex; plasma membrane. Gene Ontology annotation, molecular function: protein binding; hormone binding. Lineage: Eukaryota; Metazoa; Arthropoda; Thecostraca; Pollicipedomorpha; Pollicipedidae. Gene Ontology annotation, biological process: receptor-mediated endocytosis. The transcript has 38 exons. Bases 129 to 6203 code for a protein of 2024 amino acids. The record is from RefSeq and is a predicted model, not a curated record.
CGUCCUCGCCGAACGGCACGCUCCAGCUGUGGAUCAGCUACAGGGGCGGCGCCUUCCGCAACGCCGUCUUCCCCGCCGGCCUGCACGCGCUCGACUUCGAGGUGGUGGAUGUCUCUGACGACCAGGUGAUGGUGGCCGUUACGCGCAGCGCCACCUCGUCCAGCCUCUACGUGUCGGCGGUGCCCGACCAUCGCGGCGUGCGCUUCUCACUGUCGCUGGAGAACGUGCUCUCGCACAAAACCGGCACCACCUUCGCCCGCUCCUGGCUCAGCAUGGUGAACGUCGACUUCGUGGACGUGCACCGGGUGAGCGGGCUGCGCGGCAUCUACCUGGCGUCGCAGCUGCCGGCCGGCGCGCCCGGCGACCGGCUGGCGCCGCAGCACGUGCGCACGCUCAUCACGUUCGACAAGGGCGGCGAGUGGCGGCCGGUGGCGGCGCCCACCGUCGACAGCACCGGCGUGCCCAUCGACUGCCAACAGGUGGACAACUGCUCGCUGCACAUCUCGCAGGAGAUGACCAGCCUGUACCCGGGCACCAAGUACGUGCCGGUGCUGUCCUCGCCGUCGGCCGUCGGUCUCAUCAUGGCCACCGGCGUGAUCGGCACCUCGCUCAAGGGCCACCCGGCCGUGGUGCUCAGCCGCGACGCCGGCGUCACCUGGCGCCAGGUGCUACGCGGCCAGUACCUGUACGCGUUCGCCGACCAUGGCGGCCUGAUCGUGGCGGUGGCGCGCUACAGCGGCGGCGGCACGCGCGAGCUGCUCUACUCGCUGGACGAGGGCAUGACCUGGGGCCGGCACAUCUUCUUCCCGGAGGCGGUGCGCGUGCACAGCCUGCUGACGGAGCCCGGCGAGGCCAGCACCGUGUUCCUGGUGUUCUGCGCCCGGCUCGACAGGCACGGCUGGAUCUCGGUGCGCGUCGACCUCGCCUCGCAGUUCGAGCACAACUGCACCGAGGACGACUACAAGCUGUGGACGCCGCGCUCGCGCGCCUCUGGUCGGUCGUGUCUGCUGGGGCGGCGCGAGACGUACCGGCGCCGCCAGCCGCACGCCCACUGCUACAACGGCCGCCGGGCGGCGCCGGCACUCGUCUCCGUCGAGAACUGCGACUGCCUGCGCGAGGACUACGAGUGCGACUUCGGCUUCCGGGAGGAGCGACGCUCGUUCCACUGCGCACGGGACCCGGCCGUGGCGCGGCUGCCGAACUCGUACGACCCGACGCGCUGCCCGGAGGGCGGCUACUACAACCAGUCUCGCGGCUACGCGCGCGUGCCGGGCGACACGUGCCAGCCGGGCACGGCCGCCGCCGUGCUGUUUGAGCCCGACCGGCGCCCCUGCCCGCUCAACGAGAGCACCGACUUCCUCCUCAUGGCCAAGCGUGACGCCAUCCUGCGUCUGGCCGUCUCGGACGUGGAGAGCGGCGUGGCGCCGCUGCCGCUGCCGCUGAGCGGCGUGGCCAGCGUGGUGGCGCUCGAGUUCGACGUGCGCAACAACUGCCUGUACUGGUCCGACACCGCGCUCAAGGCCGUCUUGCGCCAGUGCUUGAACGGCGCUGGCCGCGAAGUGCUGCUGAACCGGAACGUGACGACGGUGGAGGCGCUGGCGCUAGACUGGACCACCGGCAACCUGUACCUGACCGAGUCGGUGUCGGCCACCAUCCAGCUAGUGCGGCCGAGUGCCGGCCACGCCACCCACCUGCGAGCCACGCUGCUGGACAGUGCGGAGCUGGACAACCCCCGCGGCCUGGCGCUCCACCCCAGCAAAGGGUACAUGUUCUGGACGGACUGGUCUCAGACGACCCCCGGCAUCUACCGCGCCUUCAUGGACGGCACGAAGCACACCCAGAUCGCCGGCCGGGGCAAGGUGAUGUGGCCCAACGGCGUCAGCAUCGACUACCAGGCGGACCGCAUCUUCUGGGUGGAUGCCAACCUCGACUACCUGGCGUCGUCCGACCUAGACGGCGGCCACUUCCAGAUACUGCUGCAGAACUCUGAGAACAGCCGACACCCGUUCGCCAUCUCCGUGUACAAGGAUUUGAUGUUCUGGAACGACUGGCAGAGCGAAGUGGUGCUCAUGACCGACAAGCGCUCGCCGACCCACGUCGUCACCGUGCUCGACAAGGUGCCCAACGUCGUCGACGUCAAGGUGUUCGGCCAGCAGUCGCAGCGGGGCGUCAGCGGCUGCACCAACAGCACCGCCUGCGCCUGGCUCUGCACCCCACGGCCCGACGGCAAGCACCGGUGCCUGUGCCCGGACGGCCUGCGCCUGCAGAACGACAAGUGCGUGUGCUUCAACGGCAAUACGCCCUUCGCCAACGGCACCUGCCCGUCAGUGAACGAGCAGUGCGCGGCCGAGUACUUCACGUGCGCCAAUAAGCAGCUCUGUAUCAGGCGAGACUGGCUGUGCGACGGCGACAACGACUGCGGCGACAACUCGGACGAGCGCGACUGCCAGCAGGCCAGCUGCGGCAGCCUACAGUUCCGCUGCGACAACGGCCGCUGCAUCACGGCCGCCUGGCACUGCGACUUCGAGGACGACUGCCACGAUGGCAGCGACGAGCGCGGCUGCGUGUACCCCAACUGCACGAGCACCGAGUUCCAGUGCGCCAGCGGCCGCUGUAUCCGCAGCCAGUACCGCUGCGACGGCGACGACGACUGCAGAGACAAGUCGGACGAGCUGGACUGCCCGACGCCGGCGCCGCCGCCCUGCCCACCGCCGUCGUUCCAGUGCGUCAACAGCAGCCAGUGCCUGCCGAUCUCGUGGGUGUGUGAUGGCUCUGCCGACUGCCCGGGCGGCGACGACGAGGACGCGGCCCGCUGCGCCGACUACAGCUGUCCCCGCUGGCAGUUCCAGUGCGCCAACAAGCGCUGUAUUCAGAUGAAGUGGCGCUGCGACUCGCAGAACGACUGCGGAGACGGCUCCGACGAGCUGAACUGCACGGCCACCACCACGGCUGCGCCCACCACGGAGCCGGCGCCCACCUUCCCCAUGGGUGACUGCGGCACCAGCGGCCACGGUGGCGACGCCACGGCCGCGCCGCCGGCCGCCGGCAGCUCCCGGCCGCCUCCCUCGGCCACCUGCGGGGCCAGUCACUUCCGCUGCGAUAACGGCCGCUGCAUCUGGGAGGCGUUCGUGUGCGACGGCGACCGCGACUGUCCGGGCGGCGAGGACGAGGCGGAGUGCGCCGGCGGCACGGGCGGCUGCGCGGCCGGCCAGUACCGCUGCCUGCUGUCCGGCGAGUGCAUCGGACGCCGCCUGCUCUGCAAUGGCCGCCAGGACUGCGCCGACAACUCGGACGAGGAGGCCUGCGCGCCGGAAGGCACCACCGUGCAGCCGUUCACCUGCCCGUCCGGCUUCUUCCGGUGCGACUUCCACACCUGCCUGCCCUACUUCAAGUUCUGCGACGGCCACCGGGACUGCUCGGACGGCUACGACGAGUCCAGCUGCCGCGACGAUAGCACCGUGUUCCAGGUGGUGAGCUACGCCGCCGACACCAAGACGCUGACGCCGCAUGCGGUGACGGUGGGCUGGAAGACGAACGCUCGCGGCCCGGCCAUGCUCGCCAAGCUCAGGUACUUGCCAUCGAUCUGCGCCGUCUACCAGCCGGGGCCGUGCCACUGGAUCAACAUGACCUGGAUCGCCGACACCGAGUACCGCUUCGACCGGCUGGAGCCGUUCACGUGGUACAACGUGACCGUGUUCGUGCGCGCCGAGGGACGCGACGCCGCCUUCCCCGCCAGCCAGUACAUCAGCGUCCAGACCCUCAGCGCCCGGCCGACGCCACCCUGGCAGAUGACCGCCACACAGCUGAACCACAACUCUGUUCGCGUGUCGUGGCGGCCGCCCAAGCACAUGAACGGCCGCCUGUUGAACUACCGGCUCUCGAUGGUGCCGCCUCAGCCGGCCCACGUGUUUCACACACGGCACACCAACUUCACCGUGGUCGAGGACUUCCUGCCCGGCGCGAACUACACGUUCUUCGUCCAGGCGGAGAACGCCGAGUUCCUGAGCGAGAGCUCGCACCCGGCGUCGCUCGUGUUCGACGGCGACGCGGUGAUCGGUGCCGUGACCGGCGUCGCCGUGGAGGAGCGCACGCCGCGCUCGCUGACGCUCAGCUGGGACGCGCUGCCGGCGGCUGACGGCUUCCUGGUGCGCUACACGCCUACGGAGAACCAGCUGGUGCCCGCCGACGACCUCCGCACCAAGAAUAACCGUGUCGUGCUGUCUGGGCUCCUAUCUCCGGGCACAGCGUACGAGUUGACGGUGCAGGGCUACAAGGGCCGCUUCACGGGGCCGGCGCAAGCCAUCAGCAGCGGCACCACCGGCCAGCCAAUCCCGGCAGGUCACGAAUCUCACGGCGACGCUGUCGCCCACAGCGGCAAUGCUCGUCAACCUUCGGAGGUGGCCCACUCCCACCAGGUGCCCGCCAACUACGGCGGCCACUACCUAGUGACGGUGCGCACCACGGCCAUGGACGCCGCGCCGCCCACCCCGGUGACGUUCGAGGCGCCGCCCAUCCCGGCGCCACACCAGCUGCGGCCCAUCAUCGAGCGAAACGGUAGCGUCGUGCUCUACUGGAAGGAGCGCAACCUGCCGCACGAGAUGCGAGACGUCAACGAGAGCACCGACUUCCUCCUCAUGGCCAAGCGUGACGCCAUCCUGCGUCUGGCCGUCUCGGACGUGGAGAGCGGCCGCCAGUGCUUGAACGGCGCUGGCCGCGAAGUUCUGCUGAACCGGAACGUGACGACGGUGGAGGCGCUGGCGCUAGACUGGACCACCGGCAACCUGUACCUGACCGAGUCGGUGUCGGCCACCAUCCAGCUAGUGCGGCCGAGUGCCGGCCACGCCACCCACCUUCGAGCCACGCUGCUGGACAGUGCGGAGCUGGACAACCCCCGCGGCCUGGCGCUCCACCCCAGCAAAGGGUACAUGUUCUGGACGGACUGGUCUCAGACGACCCCCGGCAUCUACCGCGCCUUCAUGGACGGCACGAAGCACACCCAGAUCGCCGGCCGGGGCAAGGUGAUGUGGCCCAACGGCGUCAGCAUCGACUACCAGGCGGACCGCAUCUUCUGGGUGGAUGCCAACCUCGACUACCUGGCGUCGUCCGACCUAGACGGCGGCCACUUCCAGAUACUGCUGCAGAACUCUGAGAACAGCCGACACCCGUUCGCCAUCUCCGUGUACAAGGAUUUGAUGUUCUGGAACGACUGGCAGAGCGAAGUGGUGCUCAUGACCGACAAGCGCUCGCCGACCCACGUCGUCACCGUGCUCGACAAGGUGCCCAACGUCGUCGACGUCAAGGUGUUCGGCCAGCAGUCGCAGCGGGGUGUCAGCGGCUGCACCAACAGCACCGCCUGCGCCUGGCUCUGCACCCCACGGCCCGACGGCAAGCACCGGUGCCUGUGCCCGGACGGCCUGCGCCUGCAGAACGACAAGUGCGUGUGCUUCAACGGCAAUACGCCCUUCGCCAACGGCACCUGCCCGUCAGUGAACGAGCAGUGCGCGGCCGAGUACUUCACGUGCGCCAAUAAGCAGCUCUGUAUCAGGCGAGACUGGCUGUGCGACGGCGACAACGACUGCGGCGACAACUCGGACGAGCGCGACUGCCAGCAGGCCAGCUGCGGCAGCCUACAGUUCCGCUGCGACAACGGCCGCUGCAUCACGGCCGCCUGGCACUGCGACUUCGAGGACGACUGCCACGAUGGCAGCGACGAGCGCGGCUGCGUGUACCCCAACUGCACGAGCACCGAGUUCCAGUGCGCCAGCGGCCGCUGUAUCCGCAGCCAGUACCGCUGCGACGGCGACGACGACUGCAGAGACAAGUCGGACGAGCUGGACUGCCCGACGCCGGCGCCGCCGCCCUGCCCACCGCCGUCGUUCCAGUGCGUCAACAGCAGCCAGUGCCUGCCGAUCUCGUGGGUGUGUGAUGGCUCUGCCGACUGCCCGGGCGGCGACGACGAGGACGCGGCCCGCUGCGCCGACUACAGCUGUCCCCGCUGGCAGUUCCAGUGCGCCAACAAGCGCUGUAUUCAGAUGAAGUGGCGCUGCGACUCGCAGAACGACUGCGGGGACGGCUCCGACGAGCUGAACUGCACGGCCACCACCACGGCUGCGCCCACCACGGAGCCGGCGCCCACCUUCCCCAUGGUACGGGUGCCAUCGCCGGCCCGGAUGCUCGAUCCCAGCGCGGCUUCCGCCUGCUGA